Molecule: messenger RNA, 2522 nt
Organism: Phragmites australis (common reed)
Lineage: Eukaryota; Viridiplantae; Streptophyta; Magnoliopsida; Poales; Poaceae
Product: putative zinc transporter At3g08650
Exons: 6
Coding region: 539-2269 (576 amino acids)
Biological process (GO): zinc ion transmembrane transport
Cellular component (GO): membrane
Molecular function (GO): zinc ion transmembrane transporter activity
Source: RefSeq, a predicted model, not a curated record
ACGACGCGAUAGAUUUCCGGGAAAGGGCCACCCGUCGUCCCGUGGGAAAAGCCGCGCAGCACAACAGCACGGCGCGUCUGCAUCUUUCCCUUCCCCGUGACCGCCCCGGGUCGCCGGUUUCGCGGCCCCAAAUCCGUGUGCGCCGCUGCAGCUGCCUGCCCCACCCCUAAAUCCAUCUCGCCGGCAGCCGGGUCGUCACAACCUCCCGCCCCCCCCCCCCCCCCCCUUCCAAGAUCAUCAAGCGAAUCCUCUUCGCCUGACCGCCGAACGUAUCAUUCGACUCAAGUCGAAUUCGUCUCUGGGACUGUUGCCCUCGUCCUCCCCUCCACUGGCGCGGGAGGUGCAGAUCCAUCCGGACGCGGGGGGGUUGAUUUCUUCUUUUGCUGGACUGGAGUAUAUGCGCGGCACCACGCAAAAGCUGUGAUCAAUCUGUUGCUCUGCUGAAGAGGAGGAUGUUGGGACAGUUGCUUCUUUGAGCUGCCGUUCUCGCCCACGCUGCCCUGAUAAGUCACGGAGUGUGGGAAUCCAGUGAAUAAACAUGGACAGAAGAGUUGGAGCAAUUCUGUGCCUUCUCUUCGUCCUUGUCCGAGACGUGUCGGCGGUCGCCCAGACCGAGGUUGGCUAUGUCCGUUUAGUACAGGAGUCGCCCUAUAGGAAAGUAGAGGGUGACGGAAGGCAGGAUGGAGGCAAGUCUGGGAGGGUGUCGGUGUCAACAGUUGCAUGGUCCACGCUCGUCAUGGCUGCGGCAACCGGGUUGGGAGCAGUGCCUUUCUUUUUCAUGGAGCUGGAAGCCCAGUGGGCCGGCCUUUGCAAUGGAUUAGCGGCCGGUGUGAUGUUGGCAGCGAGCUUCGACCUUGUGCAGGAAGGGCAGGUGUAUGGCAGUGGGAGCUGGGUUGUUUUUGGGAUUUUGAGCGGAGGCAUAUUUAUUUGGCUUUGCAAGAAGUUUCUUGAGCAAUAUGGAGAAGUAAGCAUGCUGGAUAUAAAAGGCGCAGAUGCAAGUAAAGUUAUUCUUGUUGUCGGAAUAAUGACUCUCCAUUCUUUUGGGGAAGGCUCUGGUGUGGGUGUUUCCUUUGCUGGCUCGAAAGGAUUCUCUCAGGGCCUUUUAGUUACUAUAGCUAUAGCAGUGCACAACAUACCCGAAGGCUUAGCUGUAAGCAUGGUACUCACAUCUAGAGGUGUGUCCCCCCAAAAUGCAAUGAUAUGGAGUAUCAUAACAUCUUUACCACAGCCAAUUGUUGCUGUUCCUGCAUUCCUUUGUGCCGAUGCAUUCCAGAAGGUGCUUCCCUUUUGUACUGGUUUCGCUGCAGGAUGCAUGAUAUGGAUUGUUAUUGCAGAGGUUCUUCCUGAUGCUUUUAAGGAAGCAACUCCAUCUCAAGUUGCUUCUGCUGGAACGCUUGCUGUUGCUUUCAUGGAAACAUUAAGUACUGUGCUUCAGGGAUUUACUGAUGGCCAGAACUUGGAAGAUGCAUCAGGCUUCUUGGUAUCACUUGUAUUUGGACUUGGUCCACUUUUUGGAGGAAUUAUACUUGUUGCAUUCUCUCUUGCCUUCAGCAUGCCACAUCCUCUUCUUACUGGUGUAGCAUCUGGCAUUGCCUUCCGUCUUGCAGCAUGGAGACCUGUACAGCUUCUAAUGUCCUCGAAAAUGGGUCUCUUUACCACCCUCUUUCUCCUCAUCGGAGGUUCCCUUGUCUACCAUGUUGCCACAUCAAGCAUCCUUAGGGUGGUUAAUCGCAAAAGAACUCCCGUUAAUGUCAUUACAUCGUCCUCUGGCCUCUCUCUUAGUGUCCUCACACUGCAAUCGCUCCUUGCUUGUGGUGCUGUAUUCCUUCAUGCAUACGCCGAAGGACUUGUACUUGGUGUGGCUGCGCGCAAGGCUUAUGGUCUUGGCCGUUACAUGGUUCUUCCAGUCUCCCUCCAUGGCCUGCCACGAGGUGCUGCUGUAGCGAGCUGUGUAUAUGGUGCCACGGAUAGCUGGCGUGGAGCCCUGGCAGCCGCUGCUUUCACAGGGUUUGCAGGACCAAGUGCCGCCAUCAGUGCCAUUCUUGCGAAGAUUGACUAUGAUGGACUCGACUACUGGAUGGUCAUCGCAUGCGGGGCUCUGAUCCCCAGCUUUGGCCGUGUUUUCAGGCGCUCGCUGCGGUUGGACACACGGAAGAGCAUUGUUGGGCUGCUGAUAGGUAUCACCUUUGCCUCCGUGUGCUUGAUGUCGACUAGAUUCAUUUGCUUGCACACCCCUUACUGCAACUCAGCUCCAGAAGCAGUCACAUAACUUGUGUUGUCCGGUGCUCUUGUAUAACAUGUAAUACCAGUGUAAUGGCUAUACAAAAAAUGAAAGAGAUUAGACAUUGGCAUUGAGACAACCCCCUGCUUGGACAAAUAAAAGGGAAAUAGACAUUAGACGGAAUGAUUUUUGUCUGUUCGGCCUUGAAUGGCCUUGUAUGAUCCGAUUUAGGAUCAUGAUUUUGACGACCUUGGCCGUUGUAUUCGUAUACCUUUUCUCUUAAUUAAGUUUUUUAAUUGAA